Molecule: messenger RNA, 8030 nt
Organism: Bicyclus anynana (squinting bush brown)
Lineage: Eukaryota; Metazoa; Arthropoda; Insecta; Lepidoptera; Nymphalidae
Product: nuclear factor related to kappa-B-binding protein
Exons: 23
Coding region: 327-5213 (1628 amino acids)
Cellular component (GO): Ino80 complex
Molecular function (GO): protease binding
Source: RefSeq, a predicted model, not a curated record
CAAGCAAAAUGUCGCGGUUCUGGGUUGUCAAGCUAUUUUCUCAUCGCAAUGUGCCGUUCUGGCGCAUAGUAUGUAUGAAACUCUGCAGAUUGUCGUGUGCGUUGUAUUUUAUUUUAGACAAGACUUGACGGCUGUUUAAAAAACUCCAUGGCUCUUUGUUGGAUAAUGUUAUAUCAGUGAUUCGGUUUUUCGUACACAUCAGGAGCAAAACAUAGCGAAAUAUCGUCUUAGUGUAUGGAAAAUGUUUUUAUUUAGCGCGUGAUGCAUCGUAAAUGAGUAGCGCGGAUACAUGAGAUAAUUUUUUGCCCCAACCCGUUCGAUUCGUCAUGGAGGAGAAGGUAGAGAGUGAAAUCAGCUACAGUAGUAGUGAGAGUAACAGCAGUAGCAGCUCUUCUAACAGUACCAGUGCAAGUUCAGAGUACGACGAGGAGGUCACCGAGCCCGUGCGCAUUCUGGGCCAGACCUUGGAACUUCCACAGGAGCUCUGCGAGAAUUAUGACAUUUUCAAGGAAUUCUUUUCUAUGAAAACAUGGGAAUGCUUGGAGGACAAGCAAAAAGAGUACCUCAAAGAGUUCCUACCAACAUUCCCUGACAAUGACGAAGAGGAGAAAGAGACCACCAUCAAAAUGCUGUUCAACUUUGAACCAUUCCAUUUCAAAUCGCCAAUGAACCAUUUCUUUACAAAUUUGAAACAAGGCAACUACAGACCAGAUAUUGCUAGAAUGAGGAAGUUUUUAACCAAGGCCAGGGCCAAACAGCAUAAACAUAAGACAAAGUCAUAUUAUGCAAAAUUGUUGCCAGAAGUGCUAAUAUCAAGAGAGAGAUUGUUGGCCACUGCAAAGUCCGCACCACCUGGACCUAUACCCUACCUUCCAAUUAUGGCCCCAAAACCAUCUAAUAAGAACAACUAUAAGCCAAUCUAUGUCAGAGCUAGACAGAAGUAUUUUGAAGAGUUGUCUGCUAUUUGGAGUGAAGUGGGUGGUGAUGAGUCUGAAGAUGAGAACUAUCCAGAAGGACCGCCUGAGAACAUGUUUAAGAAAAGGAAAACCAUGCACCCAGGACAGAGUAGUGAUGCUAAUGUGUCUGGAACACUUGGGAUGAUUGAUUCUGCUCACCCUGCCUCUUUGGAUUGUUUGAAGGAUGUAUUAGCUACGCACAGAGCAAGGAGACAGUAUAGAGAGAAUCACCCAGAACUUGACACUACUGGCAUAACAUUGGAUGACAUAAAACAAAGAGUGGCAUUAUUGAACGGAGCAAAGAAGCUCAUGUUUGGCAGUCAGAAAAAUGACACAUGCGUUCAGAAAUUAAGAAAGAGUGCCAAGAAAGAUACUUCUAAACAGAAACAAGAUGGUAAAACAAUGCUCAAGAAAAUCAAGCAAGAGAAUGAUAGUGCUGAAAAUAAUCCACUUUUGCCAAACAUAAAGAUAAAAUGUGAAAAAGAGGAUUCUGAUUCAGAGAACUCGUCAUUCAUAGACCCUGGAGCUAGUCCGAAGCAUAACAAGAAAUUGUUAGACAUUGACAUUAAACAAGAGGUACCAGAUCCAAGGUAUUCAAACACAGACGGUCAUGAAAAUGAUAUUGAAACAAUGAUAAAACAAGAGCCCCUCGACCCUGUGCUUGCUAUGCAGAACACUUCACGAGUAUGUCAACCUGUGCCUAUAAAAUUGGAAGAUUUAGAUGGAAUUGACAUGAUGGCCCUACCGAUAGAGUUAGCCGAUGAUUCAGGAGAAGUACUUCCAGUGGACACCUCAACCGAGCCCGAAGAGAAUCACCUCGAAACGGACGAGGCGCUAACUGAGACGACGCACGCUAACUUCCUGUCCCUCGUGCGCGCACUGUUCCCCGCGCGCGCCGCUCACCGCGCGUCCAAGCAGCAGCUGCACGCGAGAUGUGCCGCUGUCAUGAGAUCCCCCAUAGCCCCUCUCAACACUUGGUACCAUUUAUCGGAUGACUGGUGCGGAGAGUUGAAUUCGGCUUUAGACUUCCUGGCAGGGGAGAGAGGACCCCAUCCUGAUGACUUUGUUCCGUAUCUGCAGUAUAUGUCCGACACACAGAUGUACCAAUGGAUCGGCGCCGGGCGGGACUGCGACGCGAUACUGGGCCGGCUGUGCGAGCGAUGGCUGCGCGCCGUGUCGCCGCCGCCCUCCGCCACCGAGCCCCCUCCGCCGAGGUACCCGACGUCAUGGAUAAUCAGACAGCCGACAACGGCAGAGAUAACCGACUUCAGAACACAGGAGCGCAAGAGAUUUGCCACAGCCUCCAAGCCGUUCACUUACAUUCAGUAUGGCUACCGCGCCACGGUGGGCCCGGCGACGGGGUGGCGCGCGGGCGCGGGCGCGGCGGGCGGCGCGGGCGCGGCCUUGCUGGCGCAGCAGAGGCCUCGCGCGGCCACCUUCCUGUCGCUGCUGCGCGACGCGCUGGCCCGCCUGCCCAACGGAGAGGGCACUCGGCGGGACGUCGCCACUUUACUCAAAAUGUCUCAGUGGAUAGUGCCGUGCAGCGAGCAAGCGUUGUCCACGGCCGUGGCCAACGCGUUGGAGCGUCUGGUGGCGGGCAAGAGAGAUCCUAUCGCCAAGUACGACCAGCGGACGGCUAUGUGGACUUAUCUGCAAAGGCACAAAAGCGAAGAAGACUGGGCGAAGUCAACCACAGCUCGAAGUCGCGCGAACAAAGCGAAUGCGUCUGCCCCAGUAUUGAAUUCACCCCCAACUACUAUGGAAGUCGACGGCCCCAGCAUAGAAGAAGUUCAUGAAAACGCAUCAGAUAGCGACGUAGAUGUGGACGACACCGGCGCCUCUUCCUCUGUACCACACCUUUCCUCGGCACAGCUACUCAUGCAAGCAACACAGGCCACGCACCCCAAACAAACCACAAACAAACAAAAAGCUAAACUGGUUCCAAAUACGCCGAAAGUUAAAACAAUAACACCGAAACAAAACGCCAAAAUGCCUUCGUUAGUUCAAACAAAACAGACACCCAAACAAGCGAACGCAACACCAAAAACAAACCCACCAAAACAAUCAAACCAAACAAACUCCUCCCCAAAACAAGCCAACACAACACCAAAAACAACUCCGAAACAAACGAAUCAAAAACAAUCUGCUCAAACGAAUCAAAAACAAGUGAAUCUGACAGCUCAAAAACAAUUAGUGCAAAUGAAUCAAAAGUCUCCUCAAAUUAAUUCAAAACAAAACAGCCUGUUGACACCGGCGAAGUCAAUGCCCAAUUUGACGAAGCAGAACGCUGCGAAGCAAACAGCAGCACAGAAGCAAACUGUGAAGGAAAGUGCUUCAUCGCCGAAGCAGAAGCAGAUAGUUGUACAAACGGUGAAGCAAAACGUCCCAUUGGCGAAGCACAACAGUGAGCCAGUGUUGCAAGUUCCGUCUACGAUGCCAUCAAUAGUCGUCACGCCGCAAAGGUCGCCUUUGAUGAAACAGAAGUCUUUGAAAAUUGAAACGUCACAAGUGCCUGUAACACUAAAUAUACCCGUACAACAGUCGCCGUCAAUGUCCACUGUGGUGCAGCCUAACGUUAAUGUGGUGUCCAUGCACCAGAACACUUUGAAUCAAUCGGCCAAGAUAACCCAGGUUACGCGAUCUCUUCUGAUAAGACCUCCAACGAUACAGAACGCUACAACUGCCCCUACCAUCACUGUCUGUACGCCUACAACUCAGGUAACACCCAGCGCAAGACGGGGGAUAGUUCGUGUGCUAAGUCCAGCGAUGCCUUCUUCAGGAAAGUCUCUUAUUUCACCGCGAGCUCUUAUGCAACAAAGUACUCCACCUUCUACUAAAAAACGACUGUCUGUACCAGGUACAACAUCAGUCAUGACAGUAGCACAGAGUACAACAAACACAACAAACGUUGUAUCAAGUAUACCGACUGCUGUAACAUCGUCUGUCACCACAAGAACGGUACAGUUAGCAGGUGGCAGGACUGUGCAACUGGCGGGCAACCAAACUGUACAUUUGCCCAGUGGACAGGCUGUGCAGUUGUCUUCAGGACACACGUUGCAACUGUCGUCCUUACAACUACCUACCCAUAGUGUCCGGUUGCCUAGUGGACAGACGGUGCAACUAGCAUCACCACAGACUGUGCAAGCCGUUCGAGCAGUCUCAACAACUCAAGUCAAAAACCCCAGCCCGAGAUUGCAAACCUCUACAUCAUCCAUCAAACCCAUGAACCAAGUUCAAAUACCGGUUUCAACAGUCCAAUUGGCUGGACAAACCGUCCAAAUUGGCGGUCAAACAGUGCAAUUAUCCGGACAGAGUGUACAGUUAACCGGACACACAGUUAAACUACCAAGUGGACAAAGUGUUCAAGUUGCAAGCCAAAGUGUUUUACCUCCACAAAGUGUUCAGUUGCCUAGUGGUCAGACAGUACAGUUAGCUAGUGGUAACAUGCAGGCGGUGCAGUUAGGACAAAAUGUACAAUUGAGUGGCCAAACUGUGCAAAUGCCUAGUGGUCAGAGUGUGCAAUUAGGGGGUCAGACAGUUCAAAUUGGUGGUCAGACAGUGCAGAUAGCGGGAGGGCAAACGGUACAGUUGCCCAGUGGUCAGACGUUACAGUUAUCAAGUGGACAAACUGUUCAGUUGUCUAGUGGUCAGACUUUGCAGUUGGCGAGUGGUCAAACCCUGCAGUUAGCGAAUCAACAGGCGUCGAAGUCAAUAGCUCAAGUAGUUAGGACGCAACCCACAGGCGACAAGAAUUCGCAACCUAUUGUUGCGAAAUUGUUAACGAAUGCUCAGACCCAGAUGAUUUCACUGGAGGGUAUGAUGGGUGGUCCGGGCGGGGCGGCGGCACGCGCGCGGGGGGUGCGUGUGUUGGCGCCCACGUCGCGGCUCGCGCGGCCUUUGCUGCUGACCUCGGCUAAACCGUUGCACAAUAUCAUAUUACAGCAGAGCGACGGCACAGCUAUCCGGGUCACGUCGACCAGCGGGGCGUCCACUACUUCACAAACAAUAGUUUUAAGUAAUUUAGGAGCGCAGACGGUCACAACUUCUUCAACUACAACGCCAGUGUUAAAACUACAACAGGUGAAUCCGAUACACCAAGUUAAACUACCGCAGGGGAUUAAAAUUCAGCAGGCGGUCACAAGUGCCUCAGGGACGCCGACUGUGAGGAGUGUACUGAUGGACGGCCAGCAGUUGAAACUGGUCAGUGGCAGACAUGUACUGGCGCGGCUGUUGAAGCCAGCGCACCCGCCGCCCUAGGACGUUAGAUAAGUUGUAUUCUUUAAAAUCAUCAUAAUUAUCAAGCUCAGACUAAUUACAUAAGGACUAGUAUCGCACCCGAAUUCAGGAAUAAAAAUAUUCUCCGUCUGUCAUAAUGCGUUUCUGGAUUUUCGUAAUACUUGAUAGUAUUAAACCAACCGUACAUUGUGCGUUAUUCUUGAUUGAUUGCGUAUUUUGGCGUCCGAUAGAGUAAUGUUAGAUUCCUAAAAAUUUUAGGCUCAGAUCCUAAAUUACUGAGGCCCCUCGCCCACGGCGACUUUUUGUAGCGAUGCAGUCGCGCGUUUAGCAAAUGCGCGACAGUAUCUCCUCUAACGCGUGUUAGUCGCAUUUGCAACGCGCUACUAACGCGCUACUGCAUCGCGAUUGUAUCGAUACAAACCCACGACCGCGUCUGACGACAUUGGUAGAGAGAACGGACGGGGGAGGGAGUGUACUAAUCCAAGGUAUUUUUGUGUCGUAACUGUAUCGCUACCGAUCGCGUUUGCAUCGCGACUGAAUCUGUUCCCGUGGGUAAGGGCACACAGCUAACGAUAGCUUUGCGCCUGUAUCGAUGCUACGCGUGACAGCAUCGCGACUGUAUCGCUACAAAAAGUCGUCGUAGAUGAGGGGCCUAAGAGAAUAAAUAAAUACGCAUGUAGAAGAUAAUUAGUUUUAUCGAUUCAAAACGUGUCUUGAAUGGAUUCUAAUAUUAAGAAAAACUGAAAUAAUAAGGUGUUUCAGUUUUCUAUAUGUCGAUGAUUUGUUUAGCGACAUUGCUAUUUUGACUAGUACUGUAAAAAUUGUUUGGAUUAUUUAUUAACAACAUUGCUAAAUGAAUCGUCGACACCAGGGUGUUAAUGGUUAGGAAUAUUGUUACUAGUUUUGUAAAUAGUAUUUAUAUUAUCCAUUAUAUGACUAUGUAUUGUAAAAACAGGACAAAUGACUUUAGUUAAAUAUUUAAACACUAGAGUAUUAUUACAGUAGAAAUUCAAUAGACAUUGUAAUAACGAAUUAUAAAUAUCCUUUACUAAUGCAUCACAAUGUUAGUUAUUAGUGUUUGACCAAGGAAUUCAUUUUAUAAUUUAAUUGCGUUUUGCGUAUUAUGGUUAAAUUGUGCUAAGUUUCAUUUAAAAUACGCUAAAUACAUUUAAUUUGAAUAUUUCCAUUGUUGUGUUGUUCUAAUCACUAUUAAUAUUACAAUAACGCAAUUAUCGUAGCAAUUUUUACAAUCAAAUAAUUUAAUUUGACCCAAAACAAAUAGUUCAUCAAAUAUUGUUUAGGAAUUGUUUGUAUAUAGAGUGAACGUAGGCUGAACCUGGAUGUGGCUUAAAAUUUUUGCUAGUAAAUAAAACAAGUUCACAAAAUAGAUGAUUAUGAUGAAAAAUUUCACUACUUGUUUUGUAAUGAAUAUAACAUGUAUCGAGUUUUAGAUAUCUUCAUAUAAUGCCAUCUCUAUCGUACUCAAGACGUGUAUGCAUGAGUGACAGAGACAACUAGUGGCGUAGCGUGUCUCGGAGGGGCCCUGUAUCAAAAUUAGUUGGGGGGCCCAUUGAAGGGGAAAUAUUUCUCACAAAAGAUACAAUAAAAUAAAUGGCAUUGGGCAAAUUUGCCUAUAGUCAUGACCCAAUGCGGCCACUGAUGAAACUUAUUUUAAAAAGCAGGAUUUGAAAGCUGUAAGCCUUAGUAACAAUAUUAUUUCUGUGAGAUGUCUAGAAAUAGGUCGUCUUUAUUUUGUUUUUUGGAUUUUUUUAAUACCAAACCGUAGAGCUUUGUUGUUUUUCAUGACUGAAGGUAGGUAAGAAUUUUUUUUAUGAAGGUAUAUGUAAAUAAACAAAUACAGAGCAAUGAUCAUUUAUAAGGUUCAUUGCUAAAAACAGAAACUGUUAUUUUUACAAAUAUGUAUGUAUUUAUUUAGCAAUUAAUUUUACAUUUCAUAGUAAAUGCCAGUUGAAAAAGUUGAUUUAUCUUCAAACUAGUAUUGAUUAAGAUAUUUAAAUAUAGAUAUUUGUAAUCUAUACUGAGUUGAGCUAUAUAUUGUUCUUUAUUGGCCGCCCUAAUCUCUUGACCGGGUCAAAUGUGCCAAAUGUCUUUUGACGGUGACUUAACCUUUGUAGGAUAUUUACAAUUUUCGAGCGCACGCUUAACCCGGGAAGCACCAGAUUAUGUGAGAUUGUGGACUACAUUUUGCUAUUUUUCGCUUUCACACGUAACGGGCCCAUUUAGUCCGGGGGCCCAUUUAGUCUGGGGGGCCUUCAUUGAUACGACGAUAGCUACGCCCCUGGAGACAAUGUUCACUCUCUUCGUUCUAUCUCUAAAGCCUGAUGUGUUAUGUUCACUACUAAGUAGGUACUGUAGCUCUAUUCUGUAUGAUUAAACAGACAGAUUCGAUACUCAGGUUUUUUAAAUUAAUAAUUUAUUUAAGAAGUCCAUUAUAGUAUUGUCUGGAUAGUAUUUUUUUUAUAGCGAGAAUUAAAUUUUGUUAUGCUAGUAAAAUGUCAUUGAAUCGAUUACAAGAAAUCCGAAUUCGCUAGCUGAUUAAAAAAAUAUUGUUUUGAAUUUUAAUAAUGGAACAUAAGAAAGAGCGAUUUCAUUUAUUAAUUUAUUAUUAUAUAAAAUAUGUAUUAUAUUAUUUAGUGUUUUGUAAAUUAUAACAAUAAGAGGUGUAUAUUUUAGUUCUCAGAAAGGAUUAAUAUGUUCUUAUUUAUUGUAAAAUACGUAUGACUUUAUUUACGGUGUAGUACUAAGUUGGUAUUAGUUUAUGUUUAAAAUGGUUGCAAUAUUUGGAAUUUUCUACAUUAUAAGUCAAUUGAAAUUGAA